Messenger RNA from Acanthamoeba castellanii str. Neff, 501 nucleotides. RefSeq names its product Psf1 family protein. Gene Ontology annotation, biological process: DNA replication; DNA strand elongation involved in mitotic DNA replication. The transcript is spliced from 6 exons. The coding region runs from base 1 to 501 and encodes 166 amino acids. The record is from RefSeq and is a predicted model, not a curated record. Gene Ontology annotation, cellular component: GINS complex. NCBI's taxonomy places the organism in Eukaryota, Discosea, Longamoebia, Acanthamoebidae.
AUGCGUGAGGAUGUGCGAAAAGUGUUCGAGGAAGCAGUGUUCCCCAUCGUCGACAACAUGGACAGUGAGGAGCCCACGCCACUCGAGGAGACCCAGCACUUUGCUUUGACCGUGCAUUUGGCCGCAGUGCAGCGAGCCAUCAACUGCGCUCACGUCUAUGGCGCUACGAGGAGGAGGGACAUCGAAAACCUGCGAUGGGAGAAGGGUGCGGUCCUUGAGGAGAACCUCCGACCAAACCUUGAUGAAAGCGAACAGCAGUACUUCCACAAGUACUGCAACCUCGUCGCCGAGUAUAUGGGCGGUGAGGGACUCGAUAUCACCGGAGACCUGAGCCAGCCCCCUGUCCACUACCGAGUUGACGUGCGAGCUAACGAGGAUAUCUACAUCAUGACCAGCCAGGGACCGGUCAACCUGAAGAAGGGCUCGGUGGCCUAUCUGCCCCGGGAGGAGAUCGAACCCUACGUGCGCGAGGGCAAGAUGGAGAUCAUUCGCCACACCUAA